Messenger RNA from Coniophora puteana RWD-64-598 SS2, 1880 nucleotides. RefSeq names its product FAD/NAD(P)-binding domain-containing protein. The record is from RefSeq and is a predicted model, not a curated record. Gene Ontology annotation, molecular function: flavin adenine dinucleotide binding; monooxygenase activity. NCBI's taxonomy places the organism in Eukaryota, Fungi, Basidiomycota, Agaricomycetes, Boletales, Coniophoraceae. The transcript has 11 exons. The coding region runs from base 1 to 1830 and encodes 609 amino acids.
AUGCUAGACACAGACGUUGAGCUCGCUGAAGCAGCCGCCGAUUGGCUCGUCACCCUUGGUGCUGCCGCGUCUUCGGAUGACCUCGACGCGUUCGCCGACCACUUCUUACCUGAUGGCUGGCUUCGCGAUCUCCUCUGUUACUCCUGGGAUUUCAGAACUCUAUCCGGGCGCGACACCAUCUACAACUACCUCGCCGCUCCUGCUUCCGACAAGUACAGCACCAACGGAUUCACUUCGGAUGCCGCUCCGAGCCCCAAGUCCCCGCACGGCCGGCGCCGGUUCGACGCCACCGCGAUUCAUGCCCUCGAGCUCGACAUAAAUAGCACGCUCGACGGGCCAACCGCUUUUCCGCUCCCCGCUGACCCGUCGCAGAGCGGCGUCCAGGCCGCCUUCACAUUCUCGCUGCGCGAGCCGCACGCCCGCGGCCGGGGGUUCUUCCGGCUUGUGCCCACGCCACGCGCCGGGUGGAAGGCGCUUACGGUGUUCCUGAGUCUGCAUGAGCUCAUCGGCUACGAGGAGCCCGUCGCGCGCCCACUAGGCAUUCCGGAGGAUCCAGCGACGGUGGCCGCUUGGGAGGACGAGUAUGUGAAGGAGGGCGAGGCGAUUGAGAAGGACCCAACUGUGCUGAUUGUGGGAGCCGGUCAAGCUGGUCUCAUGUGUGCUGCACGCUUCCGUCGAAUGGGAAUAAGGACGCUGGUCGUCGAGAAGACCCCUCGUGUAGGAGACGUGUGGCGCCAGAGGGACAGAGAGACGUUUCCCAAAUAUGUCGAUCGGACGAGGCUCGCAAACUUCAUGGAGUCGUACGCUAUCUUGCAAGACUUGCACAUCUGGACGUCCACGACAGUCUUGUCUUCACCUGAGCCCAGGUACGACUCCAAUACGCAGCGAUGGACUGUCACCGUUUCCCGGAAUGGAGGAACGUUUGAGAUAAAACCCAAACACCUAGUCCUUGCACUGGGUAGCGGUCAACCAACUACUCCCACGUGGCCGGGAAUGGAUACAUUUGAGGGUAACACUUAUCACUCGGACUAUCACAGAAACGCGGGGAAGUGGCGAGGAAAGAAAGCGAUUGUUGUAGGCUCCUGCAACGCUGGCGCAGACAUUGCCCAGGACUUCGCAUCUAAUGGUGUCGACGUUACUAUUGUUCAACGUACCCCUACCUGCGUCAUGUCUUACAAGACCGCCGACAAGCUCACGUUUGAUCCUAUUUGGAAUAAGUCACGAGCGUCGGAGGAUGCAGAUCUUUUCGGAAAUUCCAUGCCUAAUCGGCUAGUCAUCCAAUCUCUAGCAAACGGAGGGCUCGACCAGUUCAAGAAGCUUGACGCUGAACUUCACGUCGGCCUCGAGGCGAAAGGUUACAAGCUGACCUGGUCGCUCAACGGCGUAGAAGCUGGCUAUCCUGUUUUUCUCUUAGAGCAGCUGGCACGAGGAACGAUGAUGGAUAUCGGUGUUGGACAGCUGAUCAUCGACGGCAAGGUCAAGGUCAAGCAUGGCGUUGACAUCGUCGGCUUCGAGUCAGACUGUGUUGUCUUUGCCGACGGUACAAAGCUCCCCGCCGAUGUUGUUGCGUUAGCCACAGGAAAUGCCCCAGCCAUUGAGACGAUAAGGUCACUAGUAGGCGCACAUCUUGUGUCGAAAAUCGGGGGUAAAGUGUGGGGCCUUGAUCCCGACGGUGAACACCGUCGCCUGUUUCGUCCGACCGGUCAACCUGGCUUGUGGAUCGUUGGCGGAGGCAUCAGUACUCCUAGGUAUCACAGUCGACACUUGGGUUUGCAGAUUCUGGCCGAAGAACUCGGGAUCAAAGGUCCUACCCCUGGUUAUUCCGGAUAAACGAAGUUGUAAUUAUAUCGAUUGGAUGGAAGUAUGGUAUUGGUGAUAUG